This is a messenger RNA of Xylaria bambusicola, 1229 nucleotides long. RefSeq lists its product as uncharacterized. Bases 364 to 948 code for a protein of 194 amino acids. Lineage: Eukaryota; Fungi; Ascomycota; Sordariomycetes; Xylariales; Xylariaceae. The record is from RefSeq and is a predicted model, not a curated record. The transcript has 2 exons.
GGAUAUAGUGGGAAUAUUUCCUGAUAGAGGAAGCACCAGGUUGAUCAUCUCAACCUCCUGCCAUGACUCGGCCGGAUCAACAGUUAAACCGAAGUCUACUAAGUAAAUGAUGCCCCUAUUUUUGAUCUAAUCUUAGUUUGCACAGACGCCACCUCGUAUUCAGAAGUCUCCACAGCAACGCGUGCCGUCUGUUAUGUACUUAUUACUUAGUUUAUGUCUUCCCCCGUGCAGUUGUGCUUGCUCGAACUUUUCAUUUUCUUCUAAAACUUCAUUCAACUUUAUCCAGCGUCUACUCCUUCAACUCCUCUUGUAUUUUUAUCUUAUACCGUUAUUAUAAUACAUAAUACAAUCAGUAUCAUCAAGAUGCGUUCUUUCGCUCUCCUCGCUGCCCCCAUGCUGGCCGGUGUUGCACUGGCACAAGACGACAACCUUCACACUACUGUCCUCACUAUCGGUUUUACCAACAGUGAAGGCUCAGCCGUCACCGCCACCACCACUUACACCUACGAGUACUCCAACCCAGUCACAACACUGUUGACACAGACCAACUCGGACGGCAUCAUCACUGGUCUCCCAAGCAAUGCCGAAACAUCGCAGCCCGCUGUGGUGACUUCUCAGCCCGCUGUUGUCACGUCCAUCCCAGACGUCGCUACCAUUCCAGCUGGCCUUCCAGAGGGCACCACAACCAUUCUCCAGGGAAACUCCUCUUCAUUCGUCAUCAGUGUCGGCCCAUCCACCACUGUAGUCCUCACCUCAACUUCCACCACAAGCAGCCGCGCAUCUGGCACUGGUGGCAGUGAUUCUACUCCCACUGACGGCUCCAACCCAUCCGAGACCUCAGACUCCAGCGAUGACAACCCAACUGAGACACCGGGCGCUGCUGCUGGUGUCGUUCCGGCCUCGUUCGGUCUCGUUUCCUUCAUUGCCCUAGCCGCUGCCCUGUUCUAAGUGGCCAUGUCUAUUAUAUACCGUCGGCAAUCAAGUUUGCUACAACAGAUGCAUGUGAGAAUAGGGGGCGUCUUUCUGACCAUCACUCCAUGUUCUCAUUACCCAGCCAGCCACUGAGCGAUUCACUUUGAAGCUCGGCUCUAAAAUAAUGUAAUUUAGCGUUAUUACCUGUCAAUUGCAUAAUCCAUUGCAUUGAAUUCCAAAUCUACAUCCUUGCUAUGGUACCACGCGUGAUAGGUUAACCCUGAGGCCAACAUGGUAUAAGUGACUCUCGUCUCGUG